GAGAGAGAGAGAGAGAGAGCACGUGAAAGGAGGGGAGGAAGGGAGGAAGGAUACGGUGAGAUGCGCCGCGAGUAUCCCGCUGUCAAUACAGGGACUCGAGCACCAUCGAGGCCAGAGUGAGAGACGCGCGGCUGCUAGUCGCGGUUUACCCUCCUCGUCGCACCCUCGCGCCGUUUCGUAUUUCCCGCGGCAAGGGGCCACGUGGGAGGCACCAGGUGCGCCGCGGACUUCGACGGCUCGAUCACCAGGAUGAGCAUCCUGGGCUACGAGAGCUGAGGACCAGCCGGAUCGCUACACCCCGCCGAUCAGCUCCCGAGCGUCGAGAUGAGGCAACAUCACAGGCAUUUUCGGGCUAUCGUCCUCAUUUGUAUUUUCCUGCUCCAUCAUCAAACACUCGCCAGUCCUGUUUUUGGCCCGCAGUUCCUUACCGGAGGGACUGGAAGGAACAUCAGGCAUCUGCCAUGUGUGUCACGGCGCACAGGUGAAACUGGAAUAUGCAUGUUCGCAUUUACUUGUGCCAAGGCGAAUGGCACGCAUCUAGGCACCUGUAUCGAUCGCUUUUAUUUCGGCAGCUGCUGUAGGAUCGAUAGCGAGCCCGAUAUCUUCACUCAGGACAAUACAAUUGACAUCGACAAUCCGCUCUCGAUAUCAAAGCCAUUCGCCACGACUACGACUAUCCACACGUUCGAGAGCAAUGACAUUCCGGGAAAUGUGGACAAGCCAAAGCCUUCAACGAGGCCGGCGAUUAGCGCUACUACCGUAUCUUCCGUGACAAUAGUGACGGACAGCACAACGGUUAAACUUGCCAAUCAGACGAAAGUGAAACCCUCGAAGAUUGGGACGAAGAAACCAAUCGCUAUCGAAUCGACGACGGAAUCCAUAAGACUAUCAACGUUUCAGACGGUGCAAAAUGCAUCGGAACAGAGGCCGACCGUCUCACCAACUACUCCCAUUACUUCGACGUCGAGGCGGCCACAGAGACCGAAUAUUUCUAAUUUUAAACCAGUAACUUCAAAGCCAAAGCCAACUUCCUCAACUCCCGCACAUCCUCCAUGGACGUCGAAUAGUGCGAGUGCAACAAAUUCCACUAACUCUUCGACAUCGGCAUUUCCCAUAUCAUCAAGGCCUUCCCAGCGCCCCAUUACGUCCACGCCAGCUAUUAAUUAUAGUAUUGUUAGCAAGAAACCUUACACGACCGCGGGACACACUCGAAGGCCCAUUUUGACAUUUGGAAGCACGAUAAAACUCGAGUACUCCGGUACCACGAAACCUAACUUGCCAACAACUCGACGGAACGCUACUACGACCAGCACUACCGUAUCGCUGACUAAUAAAACAUCGAUACUGGAAGAUUCCGGACCCGUUACAAUCCCAAAUCUGCCGACCGUAUCAAAAAUCCCUUCGGCGACAAGAUUUCCACCUAGAAACGUGACUGCGUCAAUUACGACGUUUGUAACCGAGUUCACUAGUCAGCCGAUUUCUACUACCGCAACGAGCGUAACUUUCAAGGAUCCCGACCCAACGACAAAGCCAUUGACCACGAGAAAACCCAUCACCACAAAAAAACCUAUUAAAUAUACGACAAAGCGACCAAUAGUCUCGAAAAAGCCUCCGACGUCUUCGAUUACAACAAGACGGCCUGCAUUAACGACGAAUGUUGUAUCCACUACGCCUGCUUCUACGAAAAUAACGAUUUUAAAUUCAACUUCGACAACUACGAAAGCCACCAUUCCUUCGUCUAUCGUAACUAGCAGUAGUACAUCUACAAGCACAAUUAUAAAUCCAACUAAAAAACCCUUAACUAUACCGCCUAUUAAAAGAACUACUACAAAAAGACCCGUAAUAACAACCUCGCCGAGAGCCACGACGACCAGCAGGAGACCAACAAUCGCAUCGACCAUCAAACGGCCAAUAAUUACAGUUUCUAAAAAAAAUAUAACAAGCUCGGCCUCGGCUCUCGAAAGCACAACUUCAUUUAAGCCCGCGAAUGUUACUAAAACGACAGCGACAACGACAACGUCGCCGCCUCCAUCGUCCAAAGCCACCUCGCGUCCGCAUAUUGAUUUUACAACCGAUAAGCCCACUACGUUAAAAAUUACCAGCAGUACGACAUUGAGCUCGAACGAAACGGCAAACCCUAUUAAGUAUACCGUAUCAACAGGUGCUUUAACUACCUCGUCGAACACCACCACCACCACCACCACCACCACCACCACCACCACGAGGAUCACGACUCCCUCGACGACUACUACAACGAGCAAAUCGACAACACCCCCUAGUACGUCUAACGAUUCGAUUACCAAACCAUCUGGGCACAUUCAAGUCACAUCCGACGGUUUUGUAACGAGCAAAAAAAAUGUAACUACAUCACCGUGGAAUGCUUCCACGGCGACAACAAUGGCAAAUGAAAUCGACACGGAGCAAACAACAAUGACACCAGGUAUUGUUACUUGGAUGUCGUUUCCCGAUGAUGUCGAGAGUGCAACUAAAAAUCCGGACUUCUCGUCGAUAUUGCCAGAAACAACUGAAACUGAUUGGACACCUAUCACGACUCCCGAUGGCUGGAUAAUAAUACAAUCACCGACCACCGAUAACUUCGAUUCCGAAGUGCAUUUGGAUGUAAAACCGGUCACAGCCACGACACAAGUUCCCCUUAUCUUGGGUAAGCCGACAACGGACAGUACAACAACAAAACGAACAACGUCAACGACAACUCAACCGACUACCACCACCCAAUCAACGACGUACGUCGAUAUGCUAUCGACUAUAGCAUCCGUCACGAUAACUUCUGCAUUUACGGAAACCCCUUCGGCCCCCUUGAACAUGUCAAAUUUCAAAGACGUUUGCGGGAGACGACUAUUCCCGGAGUCCAGGAUCGUCGGUGGCGACGGAAGUUCCUUCGGCAAGUGGCCUUGGCAGAUCUCGCUCCGGCAAUGGCGAACCUCGACGUACCUGCACAAGUGCGGGGCCGCCCUGCUGAACGAAAACUGGGCCAUCACCGCAGCCCACUGCGUCCAGAACGUACUGCCGAGCGACCUCCUCCUGCGAAUCGGCGAGCACGAUCUGAGUAACGAGGAAGAGCCUUACAGUUUCCAGGAGCGCCGAGUGCAAAUUGUCGCGAGCCAUCCCAACUUCGAUCCUCGCACGUUCGAGUUCGAUUUGGCUCUGAUGCGCUUCUACGAGCCGGUGCUGCCCUUCCAGCCCAACGUCUUGCCGAUCUGCGUUCCCGACGACGACGAGGACUACGUCGGUCAGACGGCCUUCGUCACUGGCUGGGGCAGACUUUACGAAGAUGGACCGCUGCCGUCGGUACUGCAGGAGGUUGCCGUACCGGUGAUAAAUAAUUCGGUUUGCGAGGGCAUGUACAGGAACGCUGGCUACAUCGAGCACAUACCUCACAUAUUCAUUUGUGCCGGCUGGCGAAAAGGAGGAUUCGAUUCCUGCGAGGGCGACAGCGGUGGUCCUCUGGUAAUCCAGAGAAAACGCGACAAGCGUUGGAUUCUAGCCGGUGUCAUCAGCUGGGGCAUUGGUUGCGCGGAGCCAAAUCAACCGGGAGUCUACACGCGAAUCUCCGAGUUUCGCGAAUGGAUCAACCAAAUUCUGCAAUUCUGAGAAUUGACGGUGAAGCAUGGAAGACGCGUAGGUGCUGGAUCUCUGGCGUCGCCUCUCGCUCUACGGACUUACGUCGUCCGAUAAUGUCCGAUUGGCCGUGGAGUGAGUUAGCCCUCGUCUACUCACCCGUUAAUUCUCGAAUGUUUAUAAUAAUCGAUUAUUGAUAGUCAGCGAACGCACUUUAUGCUACGAUCCUUUCGACUUUUUUACUGGCGAACACCGACGUAAGAUGUACUUAUCUACCGACUAAGAUGCGCAGUCGUUGUAGAGAUUAGUUCAAAGUGAACGUGUGUAGGUGUUAGCAAUUGGAUGAAACGCUUCCCCCCCCCGUCCCCCG
Ceratosolen solmsi marchali is the source of this 3949-nucleotide messenger RNA. RefSeq names its product serine protease notopleural (gene Np). Lineage: Eukaryota; Metazoa; Arthropoda; Insecta; Hymenoptera; Agaonidae. The transcript is spliced from 10 exons. Gene Ontology annotation, biological process: proteolysis. Bases 325 to 3612 code for a protein of 1095 amino acids. The record is from RefSeq and is a predicted model, not a curated record. Gene Ontology annotation, molecular function: serine-type endopeptidase activity.